Messenger RNA from Aspergillus melleus, 1308 nucleotides. RefSeq names its product inositol polyphosphate multikinase. The record is from RefSeq and is a predicted model, not a curated record. Gene Ontology annotation, molecular function: inositol-1,4,5,6-tetrakisphosphate 3-kinase activity; inositol hexakisphosphate kinase activity. The coding region runs from base 1 to 1308 and encodes 435 amino acids. Gene Ontology annotation, biological process: phosphatidylinositol phosphate biosynthetic process; inositol phosphate biosynthetic process. The transcript is spliced from 2 exons. Gene Ontology annotation, cellular component: nucleus; cytoplasm. NCBI's taxonomy places the organism in Eukaryota, Fungi, Ascomycota, Eurotiomycetes, Eurotiales, Aspergillaceae.
AUGACAACGUCAUCGUCUAGAUCGGAGAGUGCCAACCCUCCCAAGCUGGAUAACGAUAGCUUUGUCGCUUUCGACCAUGCUGCCGCCGGACACGACGGCGUUCGCUGCACGCCCUCCGGCUUCCUGAUCGCGAAGCCUUGCACCCCCGAAGAGGUCGCUUUCUACGAAUCCAGCGCCCUCCAUCCUACUUUUCGGGACUUCAUGCCCACCUUCAUGGGCACCCUGUCAUCGGCUGACCAGCAGCAACCGCUCGCCAUCGCCGCCUCCCAGCAAGGCGGCGCUGUCGUGCUGCCCGGAUCGGAUUCCUCGUCGACGACAAACACCCCUGCGACUACCGAGCCGUCCACCGCUCCGUCCGCGGCGUCAGACCCCACGGAACAGGGACAAACAUGGGUACCAUCUGGAGGGAAAAAACUGGACACCGGUCUCUCGAUCGUGCUGGAGAAUGUGGCGUCCGGGUUCGUGCGUCCAAAUGUUUUGGAUGUGAAGCUCGGCGCGCGAUUGUGGGCGGACGAUGCGCCCCCUGCGAAGCGCACUAAACUCGAUGCGGUGUCCAAGGAUACUACGAGCUCUAGCCUUGGAUUCCGAAUCGCCGGGAUGAAGGUGUGGACUGGUGUGAAUGGGGAGACUGAUGCGGGGAGCAAGACGGAUCCGUAUGACGUGCGCCACGAGGGGUCCGAGGGUGCCAAGGGUGAGAUUAUCGAGAAGGACGGCUAUAAACGCUACGAUAAGUGGUACGGGCGAUCGUUCAGCCAGGAAAACGUGAAGGAAGGUUUCGAGUCGUUCCUCGCUGGUGCGAAGGCUGGGACUAUCGAUCGCUCUAAGUUCCUGGCUAAGCGAUUGGCUGAUGAAUUGAGGCGCGUGCAGCAGGUCAUCGAGGCCGAGGAAAGCCGCAUGUACUCAUCGAGCGUGUUGAUUGUCUACGAGGGAGAUCCUACGGCGAUGGAAAAUGCGCUGGAAGAAGAGAAGAAAGCCCAGGAGCGGGGACCGGAAGAGUCCGAGUCCGAGGAUGAGGAGUUCGAACUCGAACUCCAGGAAGAUGGGUCUUACCAGGUGGUAGACCUACCUACUGGGCCAGGCGGUGCACCGCAGCAGGUCAAUGCCAUCAACAUCAGCAUUGAUCCGGAAACCGCUCAGCUGGGUGAUCUGGGGGAGGACGAGGAUGAGGAAGACCCACCCAAGGUGCAUGACCUGCGCCUGAUUGACUUUGCGCAUGCUAGCUGGACCCCUGGCCAGGGACCGGACGAGAACGUACUCAAGGGCAUCCGGAGUCUGGUCAAAUUAUUCGACGAGUUGGCAGUCGAAUAA